Pteropus alecto (black flying fox) is the source of this 3037-nucleotide messenger RNA. RefSeq names its product dematin actin binding protein (gene DMTN). NCBI's taxonomy places the organism in Eukaryota, Metazoa, Chordata, Mammalia, Chiroptera, Pteropodidae. Gene Ontology annotation, biological process: lamellipodium assembly; actin filament bundle assembly; cytoskeleton organization. Gene Ontology annotation, molecular function: actin filament binding. Gene Ontology annotation, cellular component: actin cytoskeleton; plasma membrane. The transcript has 17 exons. The record is from RefSeq and is a predicted model, not a curated record. The coding region runs from base 746 to 1963 and encodes 405 amino acids.
GAGUGUUGCAGGGUUGGGGGUGUGGGAAAGGGAAAAAGGCCAGCGGCUGGCCCAGUCUGCUUCCGAUUCUGCUUCGUCAUGAUGCCGGCUUAAUGCUCCUCUUGUUUGAAAGGGAUUGAGCUGCAGUGAGCGAGAGCGAGGUGGAAGAGCAGACACACACGAACACACCCCGGGCUGGCCGCACGCUAUCAGCUGGAGGUGGGGAGAGAGCGGGGAGCCGGCGGCCGCCCGCUGUCCUGCCCACCCACCUGCCAGACACAGACUCCCCAGCACAGGGAUCCAGGCACCAGGCUUGUGGAGGAGCCGCGUGGGGGCUAGGGAGGGGGAGCCCAGUAGGGUAGGUCCCCUCCUUCGCCAGCUCCCCACCACCACACCCCAGCCGGCUUUUUUUCCUGCUAUUUGUGCUCUGAGAAAGCACAGCUGAGUUCCUGGAAGAGAUGCCUGCUACAACCUAGGACAGCCUGGGACCUGGGCCUGCGCCUGUCCCUGCCCGGCCUUGGGGCUCAGGGUGUCUGGGCCAAACUGGGAACAGAUGAGAAACAUGAGACACAGAGAGGGCCCUGCACUCGGCCAGCAGCCUGGAGAGUCGCCGAGGGAUGAGGACGCUACAGCCCAGUGGGACGCCCUUUCUGCACUCGCGGCCCCGAGCGCGCAGCGCCCAGAAGCCAGGCCGAGCCUGACGCCCUGUCGUCUCCCCUUGCGCACAGGGAUCUACGAGUGACCCGACCAGUCAUCUCCCUGCUGCAUGGAACGGCUGCAGAAGCAACCACUUACCUCCCCCGGGAGCGUCAGCUCCUCCCGAGGCUCCAGUGUUCCCGGCUCUCCCUCCAGCAUCGUGGCCAAGAUGGACAAUCAGGUGCUGGGCUAUAAGGACUUGGCCGCCAUCCCCAAGGACAAGGCCAUCCUGGACAUCGAGCGGCCUGACCUCAUGAUCUACGAGCCCCACUUUACCUACUCUCUCCUGGAACACGUGGAGCUGCCCAGAAGCCGGGAGCGCUCACUGUCACCCAAAUCCACAUCCCCCCCACCAUCCCCAGAGGUGUGGGCGGACAGCCGGUCCCCUGGAACCAUCUCUCAGGCGUCAGCCCCAAGAACCACUGGGACCCCCCGGACCAGCCUGCCCCAUUUCCACCACCCUGAGACCACCCGCCCAGAUUCCAACAUCUACAAGAAGCCACCCAUCUACAAGCAGAGAGAGUCCAUGGGAGGCAGCCCUCAGAGCAAGCACCUCAUCGAGGACCUCAUCAUCGAGUCAUCCAAGUUCCCUGCGGCCCAGCCACCUGACCCCAACCAGCCAGCCAAGAUCGAAACCGACUACUGGCCAUGCCCGCCAUCGCUGGCCGUUGUGGAGACAGAAUGGAGGAAGCGGAAGGCAUCGCGGAGAGGGGCAGAGGAGGAGGAGGAAGAGGAAGAUGAUGACUCUGGGGAGGAGAUGAAGGCUCUCAGGGAGCGUCAAAGAGAGGAACUCAGUAAGGUUACUUCCAACUUGGGAAAGAUGAUCUUAAAAGAGGAGAUGGAGAAGUCAUUGCCUACCCGGAGGAAAGCCCGUUCCCUGCCCGACCGGACGCCCUUCCAUACCUCCUUGCACACAGGAACAUCUAAGUCAUCUUCUCUCCCCGCCUACGGCAGGACCACCCUGAGCCGGCUACAGUCUACAGACUUCAGCCCUUCUGGGAGUGAGACCGGAAGCCCAGGCCUGCAGAACGGAGAGGGCCAGAGGGGGAGGAUGGACCGGGGGAACUCCCUGCCCUGUGUGCUGGAGCAGAAGAUAUAUCCCUACGAAAUGCUGGUGGUAACCAAUAAGGGGCGAACCAAGUUGCCUCCGGGUGUGGAUCGCAUGCGACUAGAGAGGCACCUGUCUGCAGAGGACUUCUCCAGGGUAUUCGCCAUGUCUCCCGAAGAGUUUAGCAAGCUGGCUCUGUGGAAGCGGAACGAACUCAAGAAGAAGGCCUCUCUCUUCUGACCGUCCCCACGCUCUGUGACUGCCCCUCAUCCCUGCUGCUUCAGGGCCCUGGAGCUGGGUCACUAGACCCCAAAGCAUCAUCUCUUGGGGAAGCAGGGAGAUGGGCACAGGUGGUGUUGGCUCCAUUCCUAGUCCAGGGGAGCACAGGCCUCUCAGUGCUGGGUUGUGGGACAUGGACGUUUCUCCCAUAAUGAGCCGGGGGCCUCCCCUCAUCCCUGGUCCUCACUGCACAGGGCAAAUCCAGGCUGGACUCCAGCACACACAGAGUUAGUGUCUGCGCCCAAUCCCUACCCCUCUCCCCCUAUGAAAAGAGGUCCCCAGAAGAGUGAGAGUGAGGUGAUGUGCACAUGGCACUAGGAGGCCACGCCUCCGUGUCUUGACCAGUGGGUGGUGGAACCCUCGGGCCUGGCAGGAGGAGGUAAGGGCGGGAAUCAGCAGGCAGGCAGGGAGAGCUCCAGGCCCCUGUGUCUGCCCAGCAUUCCUCCCCUCACCAGAGCUUCCCCCACACCUGGGCCUCCUGCCUCUGACUCCAGGGGGAGGCGCCCUGCCCUCCAGCUCACCCAGUUCUCUCCUCGCAAAUCCUACGCUUCGAAGCCUCAUGCUCAGCCCUGUGGCUUCCCCAGAAGCCUUGGCUUAGAGUGGAGAUGUUGCCUAUGUAGAACCCCAGCCCCCCAUCAACCUCUGGGCAAAGCCAGCUAGAAUCCUACCUUCUGGCACCCAGGUCCUAGGCAGAACCAGGCCUUGGGGCUCCCUCGGAUGGGAUCAAGAGGCCAGGCUGAGUGUCCUGGCUACCAGGUCUCACCCACACCCAUGCAUCCCCCACCAUGCUCUCUAAAGAAUGUAAUUUAUUGGGGCACCCCCAGCUGCUUGCCUCACCUAAUUCUCUGCCCUACCUUAAUCACACACCCAGCUUUUCUUCUCUACAAAUACAUAUGUGUAUAUAAUUAUAUAUAUAUUUUUGCCCAGGUCUGGGUUUUCUUCCUGCCCAGACCUUGGCUUCCCUUUCCACUGUGUGUGUGAUGCUGGGGGAGGGGAACUCUGCUUGGAAUUAAAAGGUUGCAUUGGGUCCCCAAA